Molecule: messenger RNA, 1977 nt
Organism: Salvia hispanica
Lineage: Eukaryota; Viridiplantae; Streptophyta; Magnoliopsida; Lamiales; Lamiaceae
Product: putative protein phosphatase 2C 4
Biological process (GO): protein dephosphorylation
Molecular function (GO): protein serine/threonine phosphatase activity
Source: RefSeq, a predicted model, not a curated record
UUUCAACUUCAUUAACUUCCUCUGCUGUAAUUCCACGCAGAAACGACAAAAAUGGGCAACGGAAUCGGAAAUCUCAGCCUCUGCUUCUCCGGUGACAUUUCCCGCCGGAGAAAUGACAUUGCUGACCAAGGCUUGGGCCACUCUUUCUGCUAUAUUCCAUCCGAUAAUCUACAAUCCCCUAAUACGGCGGCCUUCCGCGCCAUCUCCGGCGCCGCCAUCUCCGCCAACACCUCCACGCCUCUCUCCACCGACUCCUUCGCCUACACCACGCUCGACAAAGCCUCCACUUUCGAAAGCUCCCACUUUUUCUCCUCCACCCCACUCCACCCAACGCCUCACACAGUCAAGUCCGGCCCGGUUAUGAAGAGUCCGGGCCCGGGAUCCGGGCCCAUGGAGCGCGGCUUCUUGUCCGGGCCUUUGGAGAACCAGCUUGAUCACUUGCCUAAAUCCAAGAAAAUGGCUCUGCUUAAGAAUUUCAACAAGGCUGUAUCCAAAUCUCUGUGGAGUUUUAAUAGGGAGAUUGGUGUUUGUGAAAGAGAUAUUAUCAAUAGUGGGAACAGCAGCAGCACAAUUACUAGUCACAAUUUGAGUAGUGAGAUUAGCUUGGUUGAUGAGAAUGAUGAAUGUAAUCUGCAGUGGGCUCAAGGGAAAGCUGGUGAAGACAGAGUGCAUAUUGUGAUAUCUGAGGAAAAUGGAUGGGUUUUUGUAGGGAUUUAUGAUGGAUUCAAUGGCCCUGAUGCUACUGACUUCCUCUUGAACAAUCUUUAUGCCAAUGUGUACAAGGAGCUCAAAGGGUUGCUGUGGUUUGAUGGAGGUGAAUCUUGCGAGAGAACGGUUAACAGCUCUUCGAGUUUGGAAGAUAAGGAGAGGGUGGAGCUGGAGAGGAAGUUGAGGGAGAGGUUGAGCUAUUUGGGAUGUGAUGGUGUUGUGGAUCAUUCGGUUGUUCUUGAGGCCAUGUCUGAGGCAUUGAGGAAGACGGAGGCCUCGUAUUUGGAGAUUGCAGAUAUGAUGUUGGUGGCGAAUCCGGAGUUGGCUUUGAUGGGAUCGUGUGUCCUGGCAAUGGUGAUGAAGGGAGACGAUGUUUAUCUGAUGAACGUAGGGGAUAGUAGGGCGGUUUUAGCACAACGAAAUGAUAAUGGUGGGAAGAUGGUGCUGGUGAAGAAGGAUUGUGAUGAAUUACUCUAUGGUUAUGAAUAUGAUAGUGUACACUAUUUGAGUGCUUCUCAGCUUACAAUGGAUCAUUCUACUUCUGUGAAAGAGGAGGUGAGGAGGAUUAGGUAUGCACAUCUAGAUGAUGCCUUUGCAGUUGUGAACAAGAGGGUGAAGGGCUCACUCAAAGUCACCCGCGCCUUUGGAGCUGGCUUUCUCAAACAGCCCAAGUGGAACAAUGCACUCCUAGAGAUGUUUAGAAUUGAUUAUAUAGGAACAUCACCCUACAUCACAUGUUCACCAUUCCUUUGCCACCACAGGCUACAAAAAACAGACAAAUUCUUGAUCUUGUCCUCUGAUGGCCUCUACCAAUACUUCACCAACAAAGAGGCCGUCUCUGAGGUUGAGACGUUCAUGUCAAUGUAUCCCGAGGGAGACCCUGCUCAGCAUCUUGUCGAGGAGGUCUUGAUCCGCGCUGCUAAGAAAGCUGGAAUGGAUUUCUACGACUUGCUUGAAAUCCCACAAGGGGAACGAAGGAGGUACCACGAUGAUGUCUCGAUUAUCAUAAUUUCUCUCCAAGGAAAAUACGGCGUUCAUCAGUGUAAAUGCUAGGUAGAACCAGAACGGAAGAGGAUCAUUUUUGUUUGCGUGGAACGAGGGUGUUCGUAGUUGUAGCAUAAGAUUAGGUUAGAUUUUCCAACGUAGGAUAGAAGACAAAGUGUGAUGUGGUCAUGUGGGGGAAUGUAAAUGCUUAUAACCCCUUAUUUUCUUGAAAUGUUACACGUUUUUGUAAAUUGUGGUGCUUACUUGAGGUGUGGAUUACAUUGA